CAUCGACAGUCGUUUGUUUGCCGCGCGGCUCAUUGCUGCUAGUUGAUUCGUCGCUAGUCCAUUGUUUCAUCCGCCAUGAAUACCAGUGCAUCGAUGUUUAUUUUCUGGUGCAUCAUAGCAUUUAUUACAAGAGUAUUGGGAGAUAUAAAUUGUGGAGGAUUAUUAACGUUGAAGAAAGGCUCCUGCUCACCACAAAUCGUGUUAACUAUUCCUUCCGAUGGCUCUGGUGUUUAUAACUUUGUUUUGAAUACAUCACUACCGAUCUAUUCUCAUGAGAAUAUAGACGUAGAGCUUGAGAACAAAGAAGCGGUCCAACGAGGCACUGCCAGUUAUCUUGUUUAUGUUGCUUCACACCCUUCCUGCGUGGAUGGACUACGAGUAACACGAAUGGUUUUUAAUAAUCGAGUAUUGUGCGAAAAUGAGCCGUAUAAAGUGAGUACUAAACAAGCAGUGACAAAAUUCUCAUACGAGAGCACGCAUUAUGGUGAAAAAAACAAAAUUACGCAUAAUUCUCUGGGACAAGUUCAAAGUCCACCCCAAAAGCAACGUCCAUUUGAGUUGAAUCUCUGGAACAGUCUGCAACCGCCAUCAAAUAUUGGCAGUGCAUUAACUCAAAUUCCAGGUUAUAAAGGUCAAGGUUUACCUCAAGGUCAAACUGAAGCAUUCCCAAACAAUCCAUUUCUUUCUUCUCUGAAUUCCCCUCCAUCAUCGACAUCAUUACCAUCAUCACAAACAAACAACCAGAUAAAGAACCCAUUUACCGACCAUAUUACUUUAGAUAACAGAGGCGUGUUUAAUAAUAAUCCAUUUCUAAACGGCCAAUUAUCAUUUACCACGCCAACUUCUUCAGUAAUAACUCCCGAACCAACUCCUGUAAACAUUGACACCAUUUGUGGGCUUUCUACAUACGCCCUAGUACAAGGCGGAAGUGACGUGCAACCAGGCGAAUUUCCAUGGCUAGGAGGGUUGUUUACUCGAGCAACCAACAAGUAUCUAUGUACUGUCAAUCUUGUUAGUCAACGACACGCCAUUACAGCCGCACAUUGUUUUGAAUCACCUGAUGAAGCUCAUAUCUAUGGAGUGUUGUGGGGUCAUCCUAAGAGUAGGCGGGGGAAUAAAUCAUACGCACCCCUUCGGGCAGUGCAGAUACAUCCCAGUUACAACCAAUCCGCUAAGCACGAUGUCGCCAUAAUGACACUGGCUGACUCAGUGAUAUUUUCUUUGCAACUUAAGCCUAUAUGUUUAUGGAAGGUGGGGAGAGCAGGUGGGCUAAGAGUAACAGGUAUGGUCGCUGGAUUUGGCCCUGAUUACACCGAUUUGAAGAAAAUAGAGUUUCCUAUUGUAUCUCAGGAAACGUGUUUAGCCAGUAAUGUCAUUUUUCAUUUCGUAACAUCGGAGUUUACGUUUUGUGCAGGAACGCAGAAAAGUGAAGAAGGUCCUUGUAAGGGUGACAGUGGCGCCGGUUACAUGCAAUGGGUGGAUGAUAGAUAUUUCUUACGAGGACUGGUUUCACAUAGUCUCAACGCAAAUGGCAAUUGUAACUUGAGGGAAUAUAUUAUAUUCGCUGAUUUAUCCAAAGAGAUUGCCUGGAUUAGGCAAGCAAUAUCGUGAAAUAACUAGGAAUGUUAUUUUGAACAGGAGUUAUCGAUUAAAUUGUUAACGAUAGUUAACUUGAACUUUUUUAUGUGAUAUAGACAACACAAUAAAGACGUAUCUAUCAA
Dalotia coriaria is the source of this 1721-nucleotide messenger RNA. Its product is annotated as coagulation factor X-like. The coding region runs from base 76 to 1611 and encodes 511 amino acids. The transcript has 5 exons. Lineage: Eukaryota; Metazoa; Arthropoda; Insecta; Coleoptera; Staphylinidae. The record is from RefSeq and is a predicted model, not a curated record. Gene Ontology annotation, biological process: proteolysis. Gene Ontology annotation, molecular function: serine-type endopeptidase activity.